Messenger RNA from Talaromyces marneffei, 690 nucleotides. RefSeq lists its product as uncharacterized. The record is from RefSeq and is a predicted model, not a curated record. Bases 1 to 690 code for a protein of 229 amino acids. NCBI's taxonomy places the organism in Eukaryota, Fungi, Ascomycota, Eurotiomycetes, Eurotiales, Trichocomaceae. The transcript is spliced from 3 exons.
AUGAAGACUAUCAUCAUGCUCGGCCUGAGCGCUUUGGCAUCUGCUCAUAGCAAUAUUGUCACUAUGCUUCUCCCAAACAUCAAUGUUGAGCCCUAUGCUGCAUCUAUUGUUAACGAGGAUACUGCCGCGACCACCUAUGCUGUGUCGUGCGGUUCAGGCUCUAACCACUGUGGAGGCAUGCCUGCAUUCACCGCGGUGCAAGGCUCUGAAACCGCAGCGUACUCUUUCAGCCUGACCGCAUCGGAUGUUCUCGUCUCAUACGGAUGCUCCGUUGCCGGUACCACGACGGCCGUCUGCUCCGAAGCUGUGACUGGAACUGGCGCUGAGAGUCCAGGUGUUUCGUCAUUCACUCUUGGCGCAUCUGAUAUACAGUUCAUGCUAGUCCCUGUGACUGUCGCCGCUGGAUCGAUCACCCAGGGCGCGAGUGGUACUGCUGCCUCCGCCUCUACUGUUUCUACCGCAUCCGUUGCCUCUGCCACCUCUACAGCCCAUGGCGUCUCUACCACCUCUGGAGCCGCAUCGACAGCCACGCACACUUCAUCCGAAUCUUCCACCGGUGCCACAAUGACAUCCCCCCAAUCUUCUGCCUCGACUAAGGCUAGCACCGGUGGCAGCAUGCCUUUGAUGACUGGCAAUGUUCAGGCCGUUGUCGGUGGUGCCAUGCUUGCUCUUGUUGCUGCAGGACUAUAG